CUUCCCAGUCCGGUCCUGUCCGACCCUCGACGCCCCCCCGAACGGGAGCAUCAACUGCUCGCACCCGGAAAACGUCGUCGACGCCAUCUGCCACUUCUCCUGCGAGGAUGGCUUCAGGGUCAUCGGGUCCAAGAACAGGAUUUGCCUUCCCAUCGCUCUCUGGUCGGGGAUUCCCGCCUCAUGCAAACCCAUCUACUGCUUCCCGCUGUCCCCGGUCCCCGACGGGCACCAGGACCCGCCGGAAUGCGAGCGGGAGCGCCGGUAUCCAGGAGACACGUGCCGGCUGGAGUGCAGGGAGGGCUUCGAGGUCAAGGGACCUCAGAAGAGGACCUGCGGGCCCGAUGGACGGUGGACGGGAAAGCGGAAGGCGAGGUGCCUAGGUGC
Molecule: messenger RNA, 384 nt
Organism: Darwinula stevensoni
Lineage: Eukaryota; Metazoa; Arthropoda; Ostracoda; Podocopida; Darwinulidae
Source: the annotation of a GenBank genome assembly